GAACGCUGCGGGCCACCGUAGGGCGUUCUGUUACCAAGGCAGCAGGACGGAGCCAGGCGGACCUUGAGUACACUUUAGAGUUGGAACGCACCCACGGUGUUGCGUUGUCUGCGGUAGACUUCUGCUGAGUGGGUUCCUCACCCACCCCGGUGAUGUUCAGGCUCUCGAGAAGUCCGGGAGAGGUGAUGGACGUCUCCCAGCACUGAGCGCCAUCGGAUCGGAGGCACCAUGGGCACCGCCUCCUCCCUGGUCAGUCCCGGGGAGGUGAUAGAGGACGGCUACGGGGGCGAAGGCGGCGAAGCCUGUGUGAUCCCCGUGGAGGUGAAGCCCAAGGCCCGACUGCUGAGGAGCUCCUUCCGCCGAGGUCCCCGGGUGAUCGGGGCCAGCUUCAAGUCCACGGGCUCCGUGGACCUGGAGUACGCGGCCGAGUACGAGCGGCUGCGGAAAGAGUACGAGAUCUUCCGUGUGAGCAAGAACAACGAGAUCUCCUCCAUGCAGAAAAAGGAGGCGAAGCUGGACGAUGAAAACAAGAGGCUUCGAGCUGAGCUGCAGGCUCUACAGAAGACGUACCAGAAGAUCCUGAGGGAGCGGGAGGGGGCUCUGGAGGCCAAGUACCAGGCCAUGGAGCGCGCCUCCACCUUCGAACACGACAGGGACAAAGUCAAGCGGCAGUUUAAAAUCUUCAGGGAGACCAAGGAGAAGGAGAUCCAGGACCUGCUGCGGGCCAAGAGGGAGCUGGAGGCCAAGCUGCAGCAGCUGCAGGCUCAGGGCAUCAUGGUGUACAACCCGGACGACUCGGACUCUGACGACAACCGGCCCACCGUCACGCCUGCGGGGACCCAGUGCGAGUCGUGGGUGGGCGGGCCCCUGGGCAGCGAGCCGUCCAUGGGCAGCAUGAUGCAGCUGCAGCAGACCCUCCGGGGCCCCGAGAUGGCCCACAGCCUGAUCGACGUGGAGGGGCCCUUUGCCAACGUCAGCCGAGACGACUGGGAGGCGGCGGUGGCCAGCCUCCUGCUGCUCUCCCCUCACGUGUCCCAGGCUCUGAGCAGCAACACGGUGCGCUGCUACCUCAUCUCCUCCCCCGACACCCAGGAGGAGCUGGCCGCCUUCACCAAGACGUACUCCAGCAGGCUGCAGCGGCUCUGCGAGGCCCGGGGCCACUUCUACCUCAACGUCAGCUUCCCCGAGGAGCACGCCGCCUCCUUCUCCCUGGAGCGCCGGCGGGAGAUGGAGAAGAGCUCCGUCUGCGUCCUGCUCCUCAAGUCGUCCCUCUCCAGCUCGGCGGUGGAGGACGCGGAGGAGGCCUUCGUGAGGAACCCCGACGGGCGCCCCCUGGUGGUGUACCUCCGUACCGACGGGGGGCAGGGCCUGCCGGAGCCCACCAGACUGCUGCUGGAGAGGGUGAACGCCGCCGACACGGCCGCCAAGGUCCAGGUGGUGGACCACAGCGGCUCUGCGGAGGAAGGAGCAGCCAUGAUCUUCUCCCAGCUGGAGAAGGUCAUCAAACAGCAGCUGCUAGGUCUGGAGGGGGCCGACGGCGACGCCAAGGACUCUGGGGCGGAGGAGUGUGCGGACGAGGACUGGGGCGACGUGCUGUGGGACCUCCACGAUGAGCAGGAGCAGUGUGAGGCCUUCCAGCAGGCCUGCUGCACCUCCUCGCCGCUGGGCCUGCAGAAGUAUCUAGAUCGUCUGAAUGACAUGGUGGCAGCCCCCCCUCCCACCCCUCCCCUGCUCCUCUCUGGGGGUCCGGGUUCUGGCAAGUCUCUCCUGCUGUCCAAAUGGAUUGAGCUGCAGCAGAAGACCUCCCCCAACACACUUGUGCUGUACCACCUGGUGGGACGUCCUCUGUCCACCAGCUCAGAACCUGUUCUGCUCAUCAAACGCCUCACUGUCAAGCUGCUGCAGCACCUGUGGUCGGUGGCGGGUCUCUCCAUGGAGCCCAGUAAGAUCCUGGAAGACUUCCCUCGCUGGCUGGAGCGCCUGUCGGCCCGUCACCACGGCAACAUCAUGAUCAUCAUCGACUCCAUCGACCAGAUCCAGAACGCAGAGAGACACAUGAAGUGGCUGAUCGACCCGCUGCCCGUCAACGUCAGGGUGGUGGUGUCCGUCAACGUGGAGACCUGCCCGCACACCUGGAGGCUGUGGCCCACCCUGCACAUGGAGCCCCUAAGCCCCAGGGAGGUGCGGAGCAUGGUGGGCUCAGAGUUCCAGGACCUGGAGGUCCAGCUGUCCAAGGACCAGGAGAAGAGGCUGGAGCAGCACUGCCGCUCCGCGUCCGCCUGCAGCGCUCUGUACGUCACACUGCUGGCCCGCCUGCUGUCCAGCUGUAGGGGGCGCUGGACUCUGGAGAAGCUGCUGGAACAGUGCCUCCUCUGCCAGGACACCAUGUCCCUGUACCGCCUGGCCCUCCAGGUGACCCUGGACUCCCUGAGCUCCCAGCGGGACCGACACACCACCACCGAGAUGCUGUGUCUGGUGUGGGCCAGCCGGAACGGAGUCAGCGAGUCAGAAAUCCUGGAGCUGAUUCCGGAUCUGGAGUUUCCUGUUCUGUCGUCUGUGCUGCAGCAGCUCAGCAAACUACGCAUUCUGACCCUGGUCGGCGGACUGAUCCGCUUCCAUCAUCUGCAGGCCUGGGAGGCUGUCAGGCAGGAGUUCCUGAGCGGGGGGGACAGGGCGGUUCCUUACAGAGACAAACUCAUCCUCUACUUCAACCAGAAGCUCAGCCAGCAGGAGGUGUGCUGGAGGACAGCAGACGAGCUGCCCUGGCUGCUGCAGCAGCAGGGGGAGAAGGAGGAGCUGCAGCUGGUGCUCCUCAACCUCCUGGUAUCCCAGGACCUCUACAAGAGGGGCCGGUUCUGGGAGCUGCUGUGCUACUGGCAGUGCGUGGGGAAGGACCGCGGCUCCAUGGCCGCCCAGUACUUUGAGGCCCUGCGGUGCUACGAGCAGAGCUGCCAGGGGGAGGACAGCAUGAGGCGGCUGGCCGGCCUCUACGAGACGCUGGGCCGCUUCCUCCGGGACCUGGGCCUGGUCAGCCAGGCCGUGGCCCCCCUGCAGCGGUCCCUGGAGAUCCGGGAGACGGCCCUGGACCCGGACCACCCCAGCGUGGCGCGCUCGCUGCACCAGCUGGCCGGCGUCUACGUGCACUGGAGGAAGUACGAGGGCGCGGAGCAGCUGUACCGCCAGGCGCUGCAGAUCAGCGAGAACGCCUACGGCGGCGAGCACGCCAGCGUGGCCCGCGAGCUGGAGGCGCUCGCCGUGCUCUACCAGAAACAGAACAAGUACGAGGAAGCGGAGAAGCUCCGUAAGAGGUCCGUCAGGAUACGACAAAAGACGGCCCACCAGAAGGGACACAUGUACGGGUUCACCCUGCUGAGGCGCAGGGCCCUCCAGCUGGAGGAGCUGACCCUGGGGAACGAAUCGGCCGACUGCGCCAAGACCCUGAACGAGCUGGGGGUGCUGUACUACCUGCAGAACAACCUGGAGGCGGCGCGGGGCUUCCUGAGCCGCUCCCUGGAGAUGCGUCAGCGGGUGCUGGGCCCGGAGCACCCGGACUGCGCCCAGUCGCUCAACAACCUGGCGGCGCUGCACAGCGAGCGGCGCGAGUACCAGGCGGCAGAGGACCUCUACCAGAGGGCCCUGGAGCUGCGCAAGGCCGCCCUGUCCCCGGACCACCCCUCCCUGGCCUACACCCUCAAGCACCUGGCCAUGCUCUACAAGCGCAGGGGUAAGCUAGAGAAGGCGGUCCCCCUCUACGAGCUAGCUCUGGACAUCAGACAGAAGAGCUUCGGGGCCAAACACCCCAGCGUUGCCACGGCGCUGGUCAAUCUGGCCGUCAUCUACUGCCAGCUGAAGAAGCACGAGGAGGCUCUCCCUCUGUACCAGCGGGCGCUCCGGGUCUACGAAGACACGCUGGGCCCCUCCCACCCCCGCGUCGGAGAGACCCUCAAGAACCUGGCCGUCCUCAGCUACGAGGAGGGGGACUUUGAGAAAGCCGCAGAACUCUACAAGCGGGCCAUGGAGAUCAAGGAGGCGGAGCCAUCGCUGGUGUGUGGGACCGCCCCCUCACGCCACUCCUCCAAUGGGGACACGUUCAGCCUCAGAGGCCCCGCCCUCAUCCCCCAGACACCCAGGUGAACACUGGAGGGGGCGAAGCCGGGAUGGACAAGCUUAUUGAAGACCUUCAUCUUCUCCAUCCAUGGUGAACAUCACUGCCUACAGGAGCGUCUCGCGUCAAUACCGCCUACAUUAAGUAUUUAGAUCAGACACCUUCACUGUAAAGGUACGGCCACACUGAACGCGUUACGCGCGUAGGAUUACGUGCGUAACGCUCAACGCUGAUUGGCUAUCGCGGCUAAGCGUCACGCGUAGUAGCGUAAAGAGUUACAUUUUUGAACACGGUGCGUUGGGCGCGUAAUUUAGAUGCGUAAAACCUGUCUAACGUGCCUAACGCGCUGCUUUAGCGUGUGCAAAACAUUUACGCGCUUAAACCAAUGGUUCCCUGUGCAAAAAUGCAGAUAUGCUACGCCUCUUAACGCGCGUAACGCGUUGAGUGUGGCCGUACCUUAGGACAACUUAGGAGAGGCUUUGAGCGUCCAAAGACUUUUAUUUUGUUAAAAAAUUCCUAGUUUUUCCUCACAGGAAGGGAAAUCACUAAACCCUCCAGUAUAGUAUAAGUAGGGUUGUACAGAUAAAGAUAUCAAUGCAAAGCGUCCUUAAACUGUGAGCGCAGACGUUCCACACGACAGAACUGCAUGGCUCCUCCCCCCCCCCCCCCCCCCCCCCCCACUGGUCCACCAGGACUGAGGGAACUAACCUUCAGAAGUAACUAGAGUAACUGACCUAAUAAAGUAACUAAUACAUAAUGGACUGAAUGAAGUGACUGACCUAUAAAGUACCUUGUACAGAAUGGACCGAAUGAAGUAACUGACGGAUAAGAGUAACUUGUACAGAAUGGACCGAAUGAAGUAACUGACCGAUAAGAGUAACUUGUACAGAAUGGACUGAAUGAAGAAACUGACCAUUAAAUGAACUAGUAACUAAAGUAACCAACCAAGACUGACAGGUAACUGAAUUAUAAAGUAUUAGUACUGAAUGGCCAGACUGAGAGGUACCUAUUAAGUAACUAGUAACUAACGGAAAGGAAAGACUGAAGUAACUGCGAGGUAAUUAACCUACAGAAAGAAACUAAAAUAAUUAGUGGUGGGUGGAUCACCAGGGUGUUCCGCAGCUGGUUGUAUCCAGAGUACCAGGUGUUCCUGGUACUCACUGCGGUCUGCACUAUUCUGUGUUCUUUGUUCAGGGACGUGUGAUGCUAGUCUCUGGGCUUCACUGCCUUACGCCAAAUAAACAGUAUUCCUUUUAUAAUGAAUCAUGUUUGAAGUGCCACAUUAGCUUCACUACUAUGGUACGGUUUUAUAUUGUUACUCAAUGAUAAGUCGUAUGUGAUCACGGUUUUGUAUUAAAGGAUCCAUCAUGUAUAAAAUGUAUAUGCAGUUUGGAAACUUGUUCCAUCAAAUAAAUAUUUUAUUGAAA
Molecule: messenger RNA, 5532 nt
Organism: Gadus morhua (Atlantic cod)
Lineage: Eukaryota; Metazoa; Chordata; Actinopteri; Gadiformes; Gadidae
Gene: nphp3
Product: nephronophthisis 3
Exons: 28
Coding region: 229-4134 (1301 amino acids)
Biological process (GO): kidney development; convergent extension; determination of left/right symmetry
Cellular component (GO): ciliary base; ciliary inversin compartment
Molecular function (GO): protein binding
Source: RefSeq, a predicted model, not a curated record